Messenger RNA from Oryzias melastigma (Indian medaka), 1955 nucleotides. Its product is annotated as heme-binding protein 1. The coding region runs from base 379 to 954 and encodes 191 amino acids. Lineage: Eukaryota; Metazoa; Chordata; Actinopteri; Beloniformes; Adrianichthyidae. The record is from RefSeq and is a predicted model, not a curated record. The transcript has 4 exons.
AAGUUAGACUGAGAAAUCUACUUAUAGGUAAAGCAAGGUGGUGACAGGAGUGGGCAUAUCUCCAGUUAUCAUGACAAAAAAGAGAGAACUUAAGGAGGCGGAGACACUCCAUAAUCACGCUGGAGGCUGCUUUGGUCAUUCGCUGGUUUGGAUGUUCAGCAUCUCCGACCUUCCCUGAAAAGGGACAAAUAUCAGCUGUUUGAGGAGGGAAGUGCACUCUCCUCUUUAGAGGGGGAUUUGCAAUUUUUGGUGUUUAGAUUCCUCUUUAGUUUUUGUUUUUUUUUAAAUAUAUAUAUAAAAGCCAGGAAACGCACCAAAAGCGUCUUUUUAGGCAGAGCGAGGAAAAGCAGACAGAGGAGCCGUGACCUUUCUGAAGUCAUGUUUAACAUGCUGAAAAAUUCUCUCUUCGGCAACACCGAGGACACGGAAUACAAACUGCUGAGCAGCGAGACAAAGAAUGGAGUUAGCUACGAGGUGAGACGCUAUGACGCUGCCAAAUAUGCCUCCAUCUCCUCCGAGGGCCGAACCUACGACCAGGUGACCGGAGAGCUGGUGAGAAAGCUGCUGAUGUACAUCGGCGGCAGCAAUGAGCAAGGUGAAGCCAUGGGUAUAGCUUUUCCCAUCAUCAUCACAGUUUAUCCACGGAACGACGGCGUCCUUUCUCGGCGUUUGGCAGUUGGCAUCCGAAUCCCGUCCAUGUACCAGCAAAACCCCCCAGCACCCACAGACGGAGCCAUCAGCAUCGAGGAUCGACCCGGCAUGACCGUCUACACUCUACAGUUCGGUGGUUUUGCCGGUGAGAGCGAGUUCCGAGCAGAGGCCUCUCGCCUGACUCGAAUGCUGGGAGAGACGGCCCCCUUUCAGCGCAAGCAGUACUUCUGCUGCAGCUACGACCCGCCGCUCAAGCCUUACGGGCGCAGAAAUGAGGUGUGGUUUCUACAGGAGGAGCCAUAGACGUCCUGCGGCUGGUCACACCACAGCACCAGUUCUGUACCGUUCAACUGCAGGUUUUCAACAUCUUCAACCCUCUUUCAUAAGCCCUCCAACACAACAAUCUUUUAACUGGAUUUAACUCUCACAUAGAUCUCUGAAUUUGAAAAGAAAUAUUAAUAUUAAAGCUCCCACCUUUGUCGACGUUGUCAUCUCAAAUCUUGGAGUUGUGUUUAUGACUUCAGUGAAAUAAUCUGUUGUAAAUUUGAACUUCUUCUUUGUUAAGGAAGUGCAAACAAACAGGAAUUGAGCCAUAACUCUAGAGAAGUUGUGAGUGAGCAGCUGUGGAUAGUUCUUUAAUAUUGUUGUAGUCUUUGUGUUUUUCAAUUUUAAAUAUUAAAGUGAAUAAAUAUGUGCACAAAUGCUGACCUUCCUCUUUAGAUUUAUAUAAAUAAGAUAUUCAUGGCUUAUGGAACAAGAAGAAUUAAAUUAAAUAAUAAUUAGGAUGAUAACAUUUUGCCUAUACACAUAUAUAUUGAUUAUCAAUAAAUAUAUUGUAUUUUUCUUCCUAUAUUGUAUUUUUUCCAAACUGAUCAUUUAUGAAGGACUGAUUGACUAAUGUUUUCAGUGAGUGUAUUUCGUUUAUCGAUUGUUGCUUUUAUAUGUUUGAAAAAAAAUAAAAUGAUGCUGAUGAUGCUGUUUUUAUUAUGACAAAGUUCUAUGUUAAAAUGUGGUUUUGUUUGGAAAUAUUUCAUCACUUUCUUCAUUUUGUUGGUAUGUGAUGAGUUUGAGAUGCAUUUCUUGUCUGUUUAGUGACUUUAGAGGAUCUAUAAACUGCAAAAACGUGAAUUUUUCUCAUUCAAGAGUAACAGCAUGUGGUUCGUUAGCGGAGUCUCUUUAAUUUUCCUUUUUUUGUGGCAGUUUGACACUUCUACAGCCAUAUUGAUCAAAACGGCACAAUUUUCUCCACAAUGAGUGAAAUAAAUGUCCAAAAAAAUUCAUAAUAAAACAUUUUUGGAAGGAUA